GCACACACAUUCAAAGCUCCUCGUUCGUCACAAGAGAUUAUUCAGCUCAGCCAGCAAGCAGCAGGCCAUAUUUGCUAGACUCUGCCAGCCAGUCCAGUCGGUAGUUCAUUCAGUUUUGUACAGUGAGUGUGUCGAGUAAGUCAUCUUUCUCCGAGACCUCUCGCUCUCCUUGGUGUAGGCACCAGAGACCACAGCAGCAGUCAUCAUCAGCAGAGAAGCCAAGUUCCAGCGGGACGAACAGCACUCAUCUUAGCAAACCAGGAAUCACCCAACAGCAACCAAACCAAUCAAAGAUGGCCCUGCCAGAGGAAAACCCCGUCUACGGACCCUUCUUCGGUGUCAUGGGAGCAGCUGCUGCGAUCAUUUUCAGCGCCCUCGGAGCCGCCUAUGGAACGGCGAAAUCCGGUACCGGUAUUGCCGCCAUGUCGGUGAUGCGGCCUGAGCUGAUCAUGAAGUCCAUCAUUCCCGUUGUCAUGGCGGGUAUCAUUGCCAUCUACGGUCUGGUCGUUGCUGUCCUUAUCGCCGGUUCGCUGGAUACGCCCACGAAGUACUCGCUGUACAAGGGCUUCAUCCAUCUCGGUGCUGGUCUGGCUGUAGGAUUCUCCGGUCUGGCCGCCGGUUUCGCCAUCGGUAUCGUCGGUGAUGCCGGUGUCCGUGGUACUGCCCAGCAGCCCAGACUGUUCGUCGGUAUGAUUCUGAUCCUCAUUUUCGCUGAAGUCUUGGGUCUGUACGGUCUGAUCGUCGCCAUCUACCUGUACACGAAAUAAGCUGCUUCAACCGCCACCACCACCACCACAACAACAAAUCCAGAACGAAAACAGAUGGUCCAUACGUUACGCAGCGCCCUCGUUAUCAUCACCCCCUCCACCAUCAAUCGAUCAGACUUCGUUACAUCAUCUGUUAGUUAUCACCACCAACAACUCGUUCGUAACCACCAUCAUCGAGAACAUCGUUUUACAAUCGAGUCGAUGCACUGCCGCCAACAUCUUUGGCAGUGACAAUAUUUACCAGAGAAACGUCGAGAAGCGAACAAAGUUUUUUAAGACACAAAAGAAUGUAAGUAAAAGUCGCUCAUAAUAUACGUUAUUUAUCGUGUUGGAGAGAGUGGUAUCGAUCAAGAUCGUCCACCAGAUGCCCCCCUAGUUAAAACUUCCGGAACUAAAACAAAAGACUAUGUAAUUUAUGUAAAAUAUUGUAUUUAAUUGUUAAACUUAAUUUAUGUAAAAUGUAAAUUUUGUCCCACAUAUGAAAAGAAAAACGAACGAACAAGAUGCCAGCGAGUGCCGCUAAUGGGUUAUUCGGUUAGAGUAACUGUACAAAACAAGCCCGUGAAUCUAGAUAAUGCUGUCAGAUGAGAUGCAUCACUUCAUAAACUUUAUUUAUCGCCCAUAUUGGACGACGAGGUGAGGCCGUACCGGCGUAAAAUGGCUUUCAAGGUAACCCACAAAGCGGGCACUACGCGCUCACACUUAUUUCACAACGUUCGCAAACGUUCGGUUUAGGUUGUUCUUCUACAUCAACAACACACACAAUGAUAAUUAUGGUUUUCGAUCCCACCACCACCACGAAUGAGAUCUUUCCUGUGGCUUUGAAACAUCCAAAAACGGGUGUCUUCGUUUUGGCGCCAUCUGUUUGUCAGUUGGCAACAGCCUGACUACUAGAUAGCGUUGGCUGCGAAGACCUUGAGAGAAGAAACGGAAGAUAACAUUAUCCCUUGAAAUUUUUCACACAACAUCUUAAUUAACAACAAAAAAGGCAAGUCCACGAAAGGUUGAGUCUGUGAUAAAAGCUUCCAUCACUAACAAAAGAAAACAAAUGUCAUCUUGAUCACGAAAAGCGAACCACCACCAGCAGCUAUUCGGGACGAAACGCAUCCCAUCAACUCAACCGAACUCCACCCUCUGGCUCUUUCAACAUCUGGGAGUGCGUUUCGUGCGCUCAAACUUGCUAGAAAAUGUGUUUUUUGUUUUACGUACCGGAAUGUUUCUCCCGCGCGAUGCUUCCGUAUUAGUGAGGCCGACAAAAUACAGGGCGAAGAAAAAAUAGAAAAAAAACGAUGAACUACAAAUACAACACCAUCAGUGUAACAUUUCACUUUCGCGUUCGUUACAUAUAGUCGUUCAUAAUCAUUGGUAUGACAGAGAAAGAGAGAGUAUAUUAGAAAAGGAAAUCCUACAAACAACCAAAACCUGUUCUAUAUUCUUAAUGUAAAUGUUCGUAAAUACUUUUUUGUUUUCAUCGCGUAAGUUGUGUUAAGAAGAAGAAAAAAAAACGCUAAACAUCCUGUAUAUUACAAAAUGUGAUGAUUUAUGAUUGUUUACUAAGAACACUAAACUGACUAUAGAGAGAGAAAAGACGUUGAAGACCAUCUCAUCAAGACUUAGAUCAAAACCACCAAGGAACCCAAGUCCAACUGGCAAAUUGAAGUGAAAUGCUCUGCCAUCAGGCCUACUACGACCUCGCCGCCAGAUGGCAGUAAUCUCAAAAGACAGAAGACACACACACCGAUACAAAACGACACACACACACUGACAAAAGAUUUGAUGAACUUACCAUCUUAACAUCCCUCAUCAAUCGCAGUCAAUCAAUAACUUAACGUCCCAAUGCUAGCAAAGCUAGUUCCUUUUGCCCGACCUUACGGAGCCCAAAUGUCGUUCCUGGACGUGGUCCGAUGCGUUUGGAUGCUGAAACGCGGAGGUCACGUACCACGCUCGACUCUCCAUUCGAGAGGGACUUCCUCGGCUUGGAAUUCCCAUCACCUCCCGUCAACCGAUCGUCUGUAUAAAUUAACAUCCUUUUCUGCGUUCGGGAAUGGGGUGAGCGGUGGGUCCCCGGGACCAGGUGGAGCCAGUUUUCCCCCAGGCAUUGGUGGCGUAAUCCAACCCCCGCUAUUCUCUCAAGAGAAAACCCAAAUUAUUAUUGUUGGAAACAUCAUCUUUGAAGAACGUCAACAUCUACCUAAAAAAAUCCAAUCAACCAACCAACAUCCCAACUAGAAAUACAAAACGUUUGCCAACAACCAGAACAAGAUCCCUGGAAUACGAAAUAAGCACCCCCUUGUUUUGUUUGUGAGGAAGCUUUAAGAUCCUAGUAAAAGAAAUACUUUAAACAUAAGUUGAUAAGUUGAACAAAAAACAACACACAAACAGAAGAGAAAUGAAUCUACCGAAAUGACAUUUGAACAAAAAAGAAACAUCUGAAGAGAAUUCAAUAAAUUUAACUGAAAAAAAAAA
This is a messenger RNA of Aedes albopictus (Asian tiger mosquito), 3233 nucleotides long. RefSeq names its product V-type proton ATPase 16 kDa proteolipid subunit c (gene Vha16-1). The transcript has 3 exons. Lineage: Eukaryota; Metazoa; Arthropoda; Insecta; Diptera; Culicidae. Bases 294 to 767 code for a protein of 157 amino acids. Gene Ontology annotation, molecular function: proton-transporting ATPase activity, rotational mechanism. Gene Ontology annotation, biological process: proton transmembrane transport. Gene Ontology annotation, cellular component: proton-transporting V-type ATPase, V0 domain; membrane. The record is from RefSeq and is a predicted model, not a curated record.